Homarus americanus (American lobster) is the source of this 1019-nucleotide messenger RNA. RefSeq lists its product as uncharacterized. The record is from RefSeq and is a predicted model, not a curated record. The transcript is spliced from 3 exons. The coding region runs from base 1 to 867 and encodes 288 amino acids. Lineage: Eukaryota; Metazoa; Arthropoda; Malacostraca; Decapoda; Nephropidae.
AUGCCGCAGAAUGUACUGAAGAGCUACCUGCUGAAGAUGACGAUUCUAACCACUUCUGAAGCGUUGUCUCCCAAGGGGGUGUUGGAGUGUAGUCACCUGUGUCUGGCUACCCCACUCUGUAUCUCCUUCCUCCUCCACAAUGAUACUCGAAGCUGUUACCUCACCUCCCUCAACCGCUGCCUCGAAAGGAACAACGUGCUCCUGGCGUCACCGGGAUAUUUCUACUACGAGAGAUUUGACAACCAGAUCACCACACCCCCAACCUGCUUCUCCACCUGUCUGGCUACACGUGACUGUAAUGCCUGUGGUCGUAAAUAUUGUUCAGGGAAGGAUUGUGAGAACUGCCCCUCUACCUGUUGGGAUGUACCCUCAGUGAAUGGCCGUAUAUCCCUCUGGACACGUGAUCACUCCAAACGUUUCUCAGUUACUUGUGAUCAAGGUUGGUUCCUACUGUGGUACUCAGGAGAGCCGGUACCAGAAAACACCUCACCUACACCAUUGAAAUUGCAGGUUAGACUGUUAUAUGAAGGCGACUUGGCUGUAUCAUCAUUCUUCAAAACGGUAAAGAUUCACAAGAAAAGUCUCAAAGUUGGUGAAUACUUAGAAGGUAAAGCAGGGAACUGGUGGGGAGCGCCCUUUAAGAAUCGUCAUCUUACCUCUAAUUCCUCCUCAAAUUGCCUUCCUUUCUUCAACCCGACAACCUACUGUAAGGUCCUGGGUGUGAUGAACGGCGAGGAACAGCUCUCACAGAACGACACCGGGAUCAGGCGAAGUCUCCCUUGGAUCACCGGCAUCAACGAGAUCGAUCAACUUAAACUCAAGGUUAUUGAACUGUGGGCAAGUCUUUAUGAACCAGAUGAAGUGUAGAGUGACCCGGAAGUAGGGGGAAAACACUGGUGGUUAGCUGGGGACUAUGAGUGUUGGAGUCUGGGAGUGUGGUAACUGACUUUAGUAGAAUCAUAUUACUUUAGAUAAAUGCCAUUGACUUUUGUUAUUGGUAGUGAUGUUUGAUAUGUGUA